Messenger RNA from Mytilinidion resinicola, 363 nucleotides. RefSeq lists its product as uncharacterized. NCBI's taxonomy places the organism in Eukaryota, Fungi, Ascomycota, Dothideomycetes, Mytilinidiales, Mytilinidiaceae. Bases 55 to 363 code for a protein of 102 amino acids. The transcript has a single exon. The record is from RefSeq and is a predicted model, not a curated record.
CCACUUGCUAGUUCAGAGCGCUGUCAAUUCUUAUGGCAACAGGGCGCAGUGGUUAUGGGUGAUAUGACGGGCGAGCAUUCAAACAAUAGCGAGGCCUUGACUCGCUAUAUCAAAUGCUUCGAAUACGGCUCUCAGGGAAAUAUCCUCAAGCUUCAUGAUGAAACCCCAGGAGAAAGUCGCUCAUGGACAAGACACUAUGAAUACGACGAGCCAAGCUCCAUUAUCCCUUCGGAGAAGAAGAAUCGUCUCAGUUGCACCAAGAUCAAAAGCCGUAUCAAGAAAUACCACUACAAUGGUCGCGAUGGCAUCACCGGUUCUAUAAUCGCAAUUCCAAGCGUCCCAACAAUAGAGUACAAUUACUAG